Messenger RNA from Anthostomella pinea, 888 nucleotides. NCBI's taxonomy places the organism in Eukaryota, Fungi, Ascomycota, Sordariomycetes, Xylariales, Xylariaceae. The record is from the annotation of a GenBank genome assembly.
AUGGACGGGCAGCCCGUGCACGUACCAUUGGAGCUGGGUUUCAAAGUGAUGACCAGUCUCUUGCCCCGAAAUCCGCACGCAAUAAUUCCCGCCGCCCAUGAUGCAACACAGCUCCUCGUCACCUUCAGUCUCGUGAGCCUGGCAACCCACGGGGUCGCAGUUCAGAAGCUGAAGCCGCACUGCAUCUACAUCGACAGUGAUCAGAGGUUGAGCCGAUUCCUCCUGUGUCACAAAGAGUCGCUCAAAUCCACGGUCGACUUGCCAAGUCCCUUCCGCGACAUCCCCGCCCUCUAUCUGGCGCCAUUCGAACUCUUCUACUAUACCAGCAAUUCCCUACAGCGGCUGAUCGUGGACAUACUUUUCCAAGUCAUAUACGGUCCGCUUGAACAUUGGAACCGUGUGGGCCAGGUGCUCCGAGAGGGCUUCGCGCAAUUGACGGAGCUGGAAGAGUUUGUGAGCAUCCGCGAUGCGACGCGUUUCGUCAUGAAAAGCCACCCGGGUGAGGAACGGCCAUUGGCGCAGCAGUGGCCCAACCUAAAGCGGCUGGGGCUCCAUGACCCUGAUUGCUUUCGGGAGUUCUGGCAGUGCAUCGCCGGCAUGCCCAACCUGGAACAUGCUGUCAUAGCCUUGCCACUGCGUGUGUUGAGCGUAUGGACCUACGUGAACGACUUCAUGGCGCUCUUUCAGCAGCGCACAGAAUGGCCCGUGACGGUUGUGUUUGCGCAAAACCAGCAGCUGGACCUGGAUCUGCCGUGGCUCAACAAGUUGACGCCGCCUACGGCGGUGGGUGAAGAAGAAAUGGUGCGCGUCAUGGCUUGUCAGAUGCCAAAGCUUGAAGGCUCCGUCAUGGCCUAUUAUAUGCCAAAGUUCAAAGACCCUUUCAUGUGA